AAAAAUCAUUAUCAUCAACAUCAAUAACAACAGUAAGGCCCUUUUGAAGACAUACUGACUUCGAUUAAGUUCUCUGACUCCUGGGACGAUGAACAGGCUAGGUAACAGAAGAACCACAAAGGAGGGAUCGACUCUUUUGAAAAGCCAGAACCUUGGUCUGUCCCCAAAUAGAUCAUGGCCCCAUAUUGGUGCUGCAGCAGGUCAGCACAGAACUAUUUCUGAAAACUGCUCCAGCUAUGACAAGAACAUUGUCAAAGUAGCUGAUGGUGCAAAAGGCAGUGAUGGGGAAGACUAUGAAGAUCCUAAGACUUUACCUAUCGGAGGAUUUCAUUCAAUGAAAAUCUUACCUGCCAGACCUAUACAGGAGUCACAAUAUGCAGAUAUACGCUAUUUCCAAGAAAGGAUGAACCCUCAUAUUUCUACAGACACCAAGAACAAUGUUUCCAUGAAGCAACAGCCUUGGAACUUCCAGAUGAGAUUGGAAACACCAACAAAGAUUAUUUCGUUGCUGAUGAUGGCUGACCCAAGUUUUCAAGGCAAAGGGCACAAAGUGAGCAUGUCCUCACCCUCACUCCAGAGAGCCUCACAACCAGCACAUAGUAGCCUUCUUGAUGAUAAGCCUUUGCCUACCAGUUUGCUUCAGAAGAAGCCAUGUCAUGGCAAAUCCAGCAAAAAGGCUUUCAAGAAGUAUGACUGGUAUAUUGGAGAAUUUAGCCGACAGGAAGUGGAAAAAGCUUUGAUGAAGGAAAACACUGAUGGGACCUUCCUGGUUCGAGACGGCUCCAAGAAAUCUAUGGCUGAACCCUAUGUUUUGGUGGUGUUUCAUAGGAACAAAGUGUAUAAUGUUAAGAUCCGUUUCCUGGAGGGGAGUCAGCAGUUUGCCCUUGGAACAGGACUCAGAGGAGAUGAUAAAUUUGAUUCAGUAGAAGAUAUAAUUGAGUACUACAAAUUAUUUCCUAUUGUGCUUAUUGAUGGAAAAGAUCAAACAGGAACCCACCGGGAGCACUGCUACCUCAAGAAGCCUCUUUCACUCAGUAGAAUCUACUCUUCCUAG
This is a messenger RNA of Gracilinanus agilis (Agile Gracile Mouse Opossum), 1054 nucleotides long. RefSeq names its product cytokine dependent hematopoietic cell linker (gene CLNK). The transcript has 13 exons. Bases 89 to 1054 code for a protein of 321 amino acids. Lineage: Eukaryota; Metazoa; Chordata; Mammalia; Didelphimorphia; Didelphidae. The record is from RefSeq and is a predicted model, not a curated record. Gene Ontology annotation, biological process: cell surface receptor protein tyrosine kinase signaling pathway; intracellular signal transduction.